Messenger RNA from Diospyros lotus (date-plum), 3710 nucleotides. RefSeq lists its product as uncharacterized. NCBI's taxonomy places the organism in Eukaryota, Viridiplantae, Streptophyta, Magnoliopsida, Ericales, Ebenaceae. Gene Ontology annotation, biological process: protein transport. Bases 191 to 1528 code for a protein of 445 amino acids. The record is from RefSeq and is a predicted model, not a curated record. The transcript is spliced from 6 exons.
CCAAACCCGAGCAAUUUACCAUGAAACAGUCGUCUCACAGAAGUUUUCCACCCCCCACCAAACAAUGAGAAACCCGUCAGAACCCAGUUCGCCAUAUUACACAUUUCACAUAAAUAAGGUUCCAUUAAUCAGCUUUCUUGUCCAGGGGGCUUAACUUCUUCGAGUUUUCUUCUGUUGUUUCGGAGCAAACAUGGGCAAGAAACUGGAUGCUCUGCUCGGAAGAAACUCAAAGAGCGUGAAGGUCAAGCCUCUGGCUGACCUCGCCAUAGCUCGGAUCAAGAUUCUCAAGAACCAGCGCCAUGUCCGCUGCUCCCACGCCCGCUCUGAUGUCGUUCAGCUACUCAGUCUCGGUCACCAGGAUCGUGCUCUCCUCCGCGUUGAGUAUGUGAUCAAGGAGCAGAACAUGUUGGACGUGUUUUCCAUGGUAGAAAACUACUGCCAUCUCCUGCUAGAUCGGUUCGUGCUUGUUCGGAACAACAGAGAAUGCCCCGAGGAGCUCAAGGAAGCCAUGUCAAGCUUGAUCUUCGCAUCUUCAAGAUGUGGAGAGCUCCCAGAGAUCAAAGAGAUGCGAGGAAUCUUCGCAUCCAAAUAUGGGAGCGAAUUCGUGGCCCGUGCUGUUGAACUAAGAAACAACUGUGGAGUAAAUCCUAAGAUGGUGCAGAAGCUCUCCACUAGACAAGAAAGCUUGGAAAGCCGGCAAGGAUUGCUUAAGCAAAUUGCAGCCGAGAAUGGGAUUGCUCUCCAUUUUGAGGAAGACGGUUACCCUACUGUUGAGGAAAAAGAUGAUAUCAAUAACAAGAAGCGGCAGCUUCAGCCUAGUGAAGCUGCUAACGUUAACAUUCCUACGCUUGGCAUUUACAGCAGCGAUUUUUCCGAGGAGAUAGCAUGGAAUGAGAAACUAUCGGAAUCCAUUAAAGCUAGGAAGUUCAGGGAUGUAGCGCAUGCAGCCCAAGUGGCUUUUGAAUCCGCAGCUUAUGCAGCAGCAGCUGCAAGAGCUGCUGUCGAACUAUCUAGAUCUGAAUCACAGGACAAAGGCCCUGAUGAUCAUGAUGGUUCCAGCCAUAAGCAUGAAACUAUACUAGUUUCUGGCAGGUCAUCAAAAUCUAAACUAGAAAUUGAUGGGGAUGAAUGUUCAGAAGACAUCAAACCAUCAAACAAAGCAUGGGGCUUUGACAAGAACCAUUCCAUGCAUAGCUUUGGCUCUGAGUCAGAAGGUGAAGACGUGGAUCAAAACAGAAGAAAUCCUGAAAAACUGCAAUGGAGCAACAAGAAAGCGGGACUAGGGAAAAUAUUGUGCAGUUCAAGUUCAGAUUCAGACACUGGCAAUCAAUAUGAUGGGAAAGUAACUUCCAAUCCAGAUCAGACUGCUGCAACUGGUGAGAAAAUAGCUUUUGAUGAAAGUGAUGGUGAGAUCACCGGGAAGAAUCAAGACACCAUACUAUCGAUAAAGCAUCAUCACUCGCAUUCAGAUACAAAGUCUAACUCACCCAUAAACAAAUCCCGUACAACCACAAGAAAGAAGAUCUAGGGUUGAGAACACACAUUACUCAAGGGCCGAAAAGCAGCUGAGUAAUCAUGGCUUCACGCACAGAUAGGAAGCAAGGUUUAAUGCUUUAUAGGCAAGUACACAGAGGUUAACACAGGAGUUUUCUUUCAUGAAAUAAUUUACAUACAAUAGUAUUGAGUUUAUGCGUGAUUCUUUUUCUUCAGUGAUAAGUUGGUAUAGCUUAUCCCAUGUACAUAUAUAUACAUGAAAUAAUGUACUAAUAAAAAGAUUUAUCCAUGUGACGAAGCUUACCCUUGCUCCUUUGCCACAAGAAGGUCUGGUUUAAGUUGCACAAGCAACCUCUAUGCAAAGCAAAGGUUAGAUUUCAUAGAAAACCAACCCCUUGCUCCUUUGCCACUAGAAGGUCUAGGGUUUAAGUUGCGCAAACAAUCUCUAUGCAAAACAAAGGUAAGAUUUCAUAGAAAACCAACCCUCGCAAAGCAAGAAACCUUGUUCAUUAAGGAUGUUGGAGAGGCUGAACAGUACCCUUCGGAUCUUCUCAAAUUACUAGAGAUUUCACUAUUUUUCUUCUCACUCAAAACCAGACAUGCAGUGAAAUGUAACAUCUUAGUCACAAAGACAUGUUAAUAAGUCAUCCAGGCAGAGGGGAGCUUAGGUUCAUAAUAUUAGAACCGCCAAUCUUUUGGCAUUUCCCAUGUGCGUGGAACAGUAUAGCAAAUGGGUUUUUGUUCAGAAGAUUUUUCAUCCCUAUUCUCACUAAUUUGAUUCUUUCUUUUUUGGCUGAGUAAGAUUUGAGUGUUCACUUCAUUUCAGGAUAAGUUAACUCUCCACAAUGUGAUCUUACUCCCCAAGUAUUCUGCCAUACCAAUAGGAAAGCUAAACAACAAUUGCACAACAGUAGAUAUGUUAAGAGUCUAAAACUACGUAGGAGGGCCGCAUUUGCUCCUAAUAAUAUAAUACAAUCUUAAUAUCAUUCCUCUCUGAACUUUGGAUUACAAUUUCUCUUGGUCUCCUGAAUCAUCCAAUCACAAUUACUCAAAGAUAAGAAUGAGCCAAGGGUGCAACUGGUGGAAACAGAUGGCAAUAUCUCAGAGAUAUGGGCAAGAUAACAUCUCCACAUAAUUAUUCUGUAGACACAGAACAACAUAUAUUUAUGAAGAAAAAUGUUUGAAAAUCCUAGAUAGUUGCACUAUACCUGGCCAGUUAUAGUAGAUGGGUAAUGUCAAAAAGAUUAUGCAACUUCAUUGCUCUAACUAGUAGAAGGGAUAACAGUUGUGUAGCAUGCAUAACCAUCUGAGACCAGCACCCUCAAUUUUGAGGACCAGUGCUGGGACUGCCCUUGUUUCAUUGUUCAAAUCACUAUCAUAUAAAAAAGAUGAAGUGAUGCCCAAAUAUCCACCUAAAAUCAUGUCAUUUUGUUUGGUUUUCUUAAUCAACGCGUAAAGGAGGAUGUUUUGUCCUACAAGUCAUAUUAGGAAUUUUCAAAUCCUCACUUCAUUAUCCAAGUUUCUAUUUCAGUUCAGGAAAAGUUCAACCUUUGAGUUCAUGGAAAGUUAAACCUACAUUAUCCAAACUUGGUGGUCAUAAUAUUCUGCCCAGAAGAAGGUAGGGAAGUUAAACAACAAUUUCGUAACACCAAAACAUAUAAGAGAGUCUAAAACCUCCUUUUAAGUUGCUGUAUUAGUUAUCCUGAUAAUUAAAUAUAAACUAGAUUUGAUAUCAUUUCCCUCUUUAAACUUCUGUUUUCAGUUUCUCUUGGUCUCUCAAAACAGCUAACCACAAUUACUCAAGGUUGAUUUUGUUGAACAAUUUUGAGUUUGGAAACAUCUAAUGGAACUGCAUGCAUAGUCACAAUUAUUCUAACAAAGUGUACUACAUUCCACUGCUGAUCUCAAGAUAGUUAAUGAGCCAAAGGUGCAAAGGAAGAAAACAGAUGGCACAAUAUAUCAGAGAUAUUUCACAAGAUAACAUCAACAAACAAGUAACUUCUGGUCAGAAAGUCACAUCUAUUUAUUGUCAGGUCCCUAGGGUUUCAGUAGGAUGUAGCAAUUUAAUUCGCAUAUCAGCUGUAGCAUAUUAAUUCUGUAGAGAGCAGUUACAACUUGUAACUGAAUUGUAACAGUUGAUUGAUUAGCUAUACAUAUAGCUAAUAAAUCUGUUUGGAGGCAUUGAAUGAAAAUACUAAAUUUCAGUUUCUCAAAUU